UCGAGGGUAGUCGCCACCUUCCAUUGCAUCGUCAGAUACAAAUAAAUGGCAAUUUUCAAGUGCGUUUUCAAGUAAAAAAGCGUCGUAAUGGCGGUCCAACAGAGUCCAAAUCUAUCACGAGACUCUGAAUUAGUUUUGAUUGCAAACACACACCACUUAUAAGGAUUGCGUAUUCUUCGGGUGUGGAUUUUGCGAUAGAUUAGUUGAAUCAUUCCUGUAGACAAUGCGCAAUAUUUCACGUGAGCCAAGAAUGGUAGUUCGUAAAAGAAUUUGGCCAAAAAGCCUGAGUGAUUUUGGUUCCAUGACAUUUAUCCUAGUAAUAGUGCCUCUAAUUUACUGGUUUGAACUCUGGGUUGUUUUGCCCGAUCUUCAUGAGUAUGGAACAAUGGCAUACUGCUUCCAUUUUUUCAUGGGAAAUUUCAUAAUGUUGAAUAUAGUUGGAAACUUCACAUUCACCGUUUUGAGUGACACGAGCACUAGGAGAGAAAUAAUGCCUGUGAGUGGAGUAAGGAAGAGCGAUGGAUGGAGGUUAUGCAGUUCUUGUGAAGCAUUUUCACCACCUCGUUCGUGGCAUUGUUCCACCUGCAAUACUUGCAUUUUGAAACGUGAUCAUCACUGCAUAUUUACCGGCUGUUGCGUUGGGCAUUAUAACCACAGAUAUUUCCUCAUGUUCAUUUUUUAUCUAUUCGCAGCAACGGUCUAUGCUUUUGUUAUGAACAAUUAUUUUAUAUGGAGUAGAGUACAAUUUGAGUUCCCCAUGUCUCUUGUCAAAGUUAUAUUUCCAUUGGCAAUAUUCGUCUUUGGGUUCGAUGGUUCUAUCGAGCAGUUUUACCUUCUCCUAUACAUCGUCACCGUCAUUGGAAUGAUGUUCACUGGCGUUUUAUGCAUUUACCAUUUUCAUCUUGCUAUCCAUGGACUAGUUUCCAAUGAGAGAAAUAAAAAUGACAACUCCUACAAUUUGGGGUGGCGUCAAAACAUAGGAGAAAUUUUUGGGGACAGAUGGUAUCUUACCUGGUUUAAUCCUUAUGCGGAUUCAAAGCUACCUCAUAACGGAAUAAAUUGGGACACUUGUUCGUCAUGGAAGAAAAAUAGUGUAAAGACUAGAUGAACUUUGUUAAUUAUUUCAGAGUGGUCGUGUGUGUAAUAUAUCUUUUGAUGUUCCCCAUUUUUGGAGAAAAGGACUCCUUGCUAAUUUUAGAAAAAAACAUCAACUUGAAACUUUGUCUAUCUGUAAUGAACAAAGAAUUAUAAACAUAUUAAACAUA
This is a messenger RNA of Athalia rosae (coleseed sawfly), 1265 nucleotides long. Its product is annotated as probable palmitoyltransferase ZDHHC24. The record is from RefSeq and is a predicted model, not a curated record. The transcript has a single exon. Lineage: Eukaryota; Metazoa; Arthropoda; Insecta; Hymenoptera; Athaliidae. Bases 224 to 1108 code for a protein of 294 amino acids. Gene Ontology annotation, molecular function: palmitoyltransferase activity.